This is a messenger RNA of Effrenium voratum, 1926 nucleotides long. The record is from the annotation of a GenBank genome assembly. NCBI's taxonomy places the organism in Eukaryota, Dinophyceae, Suessiales, Symbiodiniaceae.
AUGCGACGCUUGCCAUGGCUGCUAUGGGAACUCGGCACAGCGUUUUGGCGCGUGGCCUCAGAGCCGCAAGGGUUCCUCUGGAUCAGCCAGGGCUCGGCUCUGCCGCCGGCCUGGCUGACCAAAGCCGCGCGCGAUGAGGAGACCUUUGUCCUUUGGGGAAGCUUCGGCAGCUGCGAGCGCACCUUGGACCUGCCGAGGUUCUGGCAUGUUUGCCUACCGCAGGUUCAGUGGAGCUUCGGCAGCCCGGUGAAGGGGAACCUCACCUACACCCCGGGCAGGAACUUGAUGUAUCGCCACGCCCUGCAGCUGGAGGAGCAGCAAGGGAGGUUUCUGUACUUGAUUUUCGCGGACGACAGCGGGGAGUUUGUGCUGCACCGCUGCUCCACGAGCGCGUGCGGGGAUCUGGACAUCCGACCGGACUCGGAGUCGGAGUCGCCCAUGACGUUCUUCCAGCGGCUGCUGGCGCACGACAUGCCAGCAGUGGCAACUCCUCUCAAUGACAUCGACGACUCUCAGUGCUUCAGCCCAUUGGAAAUGCGGGUUUGCACCUCAUCGCUGGACCACAAGGUGAUCGCCUUCCACGCGUCCGCCCAUGAAAUGCUCCUCCCCUACGAGGAGGGCUUCGAGCGCGUCUCUUUGUUCGCCUCCCAGUGUGCGGUGAACGAAAUCCUGGACUCCGCCUUCGAGGGCCUGGCGGUGAGGUACCGCGCCUUCCGGCGCCCCGAAACUUCGGGCUCUUCGUUCCCCCACAUGCGACCUCACUACGUGCGGAACCUGGAGCCCUGCCUGCCGCAGGUUGACGGCAACGGCAACUUCGGGGACAGCUCGGUGGUGCGUUGGCUGCGGCCCCAGCUGCAGCAUUGCGCCGCAGAGCAGUUGGGGCCCUCGCACCUGCUGCAGGCCGGGUGCCAGUUCGGGGUGAGGUCCGGAGACAAGUGCCGCCUCCCCGGGAAAGCGCUGGACUUGGACUACAGCCGCUUGAGUUGCUUCCCUUGGGCCCGCAAAGAGACCUGCAAUGCGACGCCGUCGGCUUUGGAUUUGGCGUCGGUUCCGAAGGCCCCGCGGGCCUCGGGCAUCUUCCACGUGCUGCGCCUGAGCCGCGCCUUCGGCAACGGCGCAGGGAUUCGGCGGACACGCUGCGAGGACUGCGCCGCGAGGCGACUUUGUGCGCUGGGGAUGAGGAACUUCUCUUCAUUGGUUAGCUCCAUGGACGACCCAGACUGGAAGAGCGACUGGGAAGCGCUGGACUCUCACCUUGAGGCUCAGCUCAGAGCUGAGAGGAGGGAGGUGGAUCACGACUGCGAUGUCUGCUCUGGCUUGCUGCUGGGUGCUUACGUCGCCUUCGUGGACGUGAACUUCUUGGCCCGGAAUUUGCGAGCCUGGGAGGAGAGCGGCAACGCAUCGCGGAGCUUCUGGAACUGGUGGUGGUGCAUUGCGGCGUUCCUGCACCAGAACUUCAUUGUUCUCUUCGAGCAUGGCGCCGUGGCGCCUUUUGACAUGCUCGCGCAGUUGACAGAACAGCUGGAUGAGAGGCCUGGUGCCAGUGAUGCUUCUGCUGUUUUGCGGCUGGCCGCUGACGAUCGGCCUUUCUUGAAGAUCAAUCCCUCAUCGCAGUGCUAUUUGGGCAGUGCUGUCCGACACCUCCUAGAUGCCCAACAGGACCCAGCAUGGAGCCAGGGCCACAUCUUCGCGGCCCAGCACUACUUGGCUCACUGCGACCUCACGGAGCUUGGCCGCGCUGGCGCGCUGUGGCGCCUCUUCGGCGCCGCGGGCCGCGCGCUUCCCCCGUCGGCGGCGCCCGUGGGGGUCUGUGGGGCGCGGUUCCGCAGGGUUCGGCGCUUCCGGGCGCGGCGGCCACGGGCGGCGUGGCUGAGCCGCAAGGAGAGCCAGAGCGCGGAGCGGGCGGCGAUCCUGCAGCUCAUCUGA